Messenger RNA from Cuscuta europaea, 4425 nucleotides. NCBI's taxonomy places the organism in Eukaryota, Viridiplantae, Streptophyta, Magnoliopsida, Solanales, Convolvulaceae. The record is from the annotation of a GenBank genome assembly.
AACUUAGAAGUGCUAAACGCCCACAUGUCUACUCAACACUGACGGAAGUGCGACACAGAAGUUGGAACGCCGACGGCCAAGCUGCCCGACUCCGACACAACGACGGUUGCGAGCCUGCGAUGCUUGGCCGCCUCCCGACCGGUGCCCCGCCCUGCCCAUUCAGACUGGACCUUCCGCCUGCGCUGCUUGGCCGCCUCCCGACAGGUGCCUGGCCCUGCCAAUUCUGAGUGGACCUGGCGCCUGCGGUUCCGAUCCUUCCCAGUUCCCAGAAUCCCAUACCCGCAGCCCCUUCGCCCCUUCACCCUUUCGGCCUCCUGACCUUCAAUUCAGUGGUUUCUGUUUACAAAUAAUAACGACACGCUACGAUAGCAUUAUAGCACACAGUUUGUCAGUUUCCCAGAGAUUCUCAUGGUGGCCAAACCAAGUUUAGCUGUUUUUUAUCAAACAUUAUAUUCAUUGAGAGUUGGAAAUGGAAGGUAGUUGAUAAUUUGUUGAAUCCAUCACACUUGCGGGUUCUUCUAUCUCAUAAAUUUAAACCACAGUGAUUUUGUUUUUGGAUAUGCUUCAAUAAGGCUAUUGAGAUCAAGGAUCCCGUGGACGCUGAACGAUGGCUAACUUACUGUUUUCAAGCUCUAUACUAUGAUUUUCAUUUUCUACUACGUGUUUAACAGCUCAUAUUAUUGGUUAAGGCAGCCAUGAAUCUUGCUACCACAGUUGUUCCCAAAUCCCUGGUGGAGAUCAAAGCGGCUCUCUUUCAAGGCUUUGAGUCAUUCAACCACUUCAAGCACAUCCACGCUCGGCUUCUCCGCUCUGGUUUACACCAAAACAACUAUCUUCUCAACCAACUCCUGAUGCUUACUCUCAACUCCUUCCACAAUCCUGACUACGCUAAGCUUCUUUUCAGCCAAACCUUAGAACCUAACAUCUUUCUAUGGAACACUAUGAUCCGGGGUUUAGUAACCAAUGAUUGCUUCGAUCUUGCCAUAGAAGUCUUCAACUCCAUGCGCCAAAUGAGCUAUUUGCCGAACAACUUCACAUUCCCUUUUCUUCUGAAAUCAUGCGCCAGGAUUUCGGAUUAUGAACUGGGGAUCAAUGCGCAUGGCCUUGUCGUGAAAACUGGGUUUGGUGAUGAUCCGUUCGUGAGCACCGGGUUGGUUUGUUUUUACGCAAAAUGUGGGUGCUUACAGGAUGCGCACAAAGUGUUCGAUGGUCUUCCUGAGAAGAAUGUGGUUUCUUGGACAUCGAUCAUGGGUGCAUAUGUAGCUUUCGGGAGGUUUAGAGAAGCAGUCGUUUUGUUCUGCAGGUGUGUGGGGAUGGGUUUGGUGCCAGAUAGCUUCAUACUUGUUCGGGUACUCUCUGCUUGCGGCCAUCUAGGAGAUAUUGGAACCGGUGAAUGGGUACACAAGUAUAUUUUGGACACUUGUGGUCGAAUGAAUGUGUUUGUGGGUACUUCUUUGGUGGACAUGUACUCGAAAUGUGGGAACAUGGAGAAAGCCCGGCAUGUGUUUGAGGAAAUGUCUGAAAAAGAUAUUGUUUCAUGGAGUGCUAUGAUUCAAGGCUACGCUGCAAACGGCCUCCCCAAGGAGGCACUGGAUUUGUUCUACAGAAUGCAAAGGUCAAAUAUGAGUCUUGAUUGUUACUCAAUGGUUGGAGUGUUGUCUGCGUGUGGAAGAUUAGGUGCUUUAAACGUGGGUAUCUUGGCCAGUAACCUGAUCGACAAAAAAGAAUUCCAUCUCAACCCGGUUUUAGGUACUUCACUCAUAGACAUGUAUGCAAGAUGCGGAGAAAUGAAUUUUGCUUGGGCAGUGUUUAAAGAAAUGAAGGUGAGGGAUUGUGUCGUCUGGAAUGCCAUGAUCUCUGGGCUUGCCAUGCACGGCCACGUUAGAUCGUCAUUCUCAUGCUUUGCCCAAUUAGAGAAGCAUGGGAUUCCUCCUGACGGCAACACUUUCAUGGGUCUUCUCUGCGCCUGUACUCAUGCUGGCCUUCUAAAUGAAGGCCGUCGCUUUUUCGACAGCAUGGUCCAGUUGUAUUUCUUGAAACAUGACAUUCAACAUUACGGUUGCAUGGUCGAUCUUCUCGGGCGGGCAGGCAGGUUAGAGGAGGCCCAUUCCUUAAUUACCAGGAUGCCGAUGAAGGCUAAUGCCGUCAUUUGGGGGGCGCUAUUAGCUGGGUGCCGGUUAUAUCGUGACACAAAGUUAGCGGAGCAUGUUUUAAAGGAACUGAUUAAACUCGAGCCGUGGAAUUGUGGUAACUACGUUCUUCUGGCAAACAUAUACUCAGCCGACCGCAAGUGGAAUGAUUCAGAAAAGAUCCGAUCUGAUAUGAACAAAAUGAAGAUCCAGAAGCUGCCUGCGUGUAGUUGGAUAGAAGUUGGCGGAAAGGUUCAUGAAUUUCUUGUAGGUGAUAGGAGGCAUCCAAUGUCAGAUCAGAUUCAUGGUAAACUCGGUGAGCUGGAGAAGGGGUUAAGGGAAGCGGGGUACGUUCCAGAAACUGAAUACGUUCUCUUUGAUAUCGAAGAGGAGGAGAAGGAGUAUUUUGUUGGGUGCCAUAGUGAGAAACUUGCGGUUGCGUUUGGCUUAAUUAGCAGUACUAAACCUGAGGAUGUGAUCCGGGUGAUUAAAAACCUUCGUAUAUGUGGCGAUUGCCACACAGCCAUCAAACUCAUCUCGAAGAUCACAGCUCGGGAGAUUAUCGUGAGAGACACCAACCGUUUCCAUCAUUUUGUUGAUGGGUCAUGCUCCUGUCGAGAAUAUUGGUAGGAAAUUGUCUUAUCCACAUUCACCAUCCAUGAUGUAUGCAUAUGCCUAAAAGCGGUAUGUCAUGACCUUUUCGUCACAUAACCUUGUUAAGGGAACAACUCUGACAGGCUGCUAUCAUUUUGAUAAUAAAUGGUUUUGUGGCGGAGACCGAAACUUUAGUUUUGUCGGGGGCGAACUCAUGCGGCAAUAGGAAGUCACCCCAUCACAUAGCUCUGUUCCAAUGCAAUCAGGUGCAGCAAAAUUGGUAAGAUGUCUGAGUUUUUCUACAUGGUUCGUGGCACACAGAGAAAAGCAAAACCAGAGGAUGAAAAGUGAAGAAGGUGUCUUGGCCUGCUCUCUCGCAAAAAUCCUAAGAAUUCUCUCCCCUCUCAAGAGCCUGAUGCGGGUGGUUGCAACAGGAAAUCCAGCUUGCACUAUCGUGUAGUGGUUGAAUCAAUUUUUUUUUUCAUUUACCCCAGUGCCACAAAGUCUCCCACCUACGGUGGGGUAAGGGGGGGUCGGAUGUACGCAGUCUUACCCCUGUACUAAAGCACAGAGAGAUUGUUUCCGGAUGACCCAUAGUGAAAAUCCUGUCCAAAAUUGCAUGGACUGACUGCUGCUUCAUAACAAAGAAGCGCAAACAGUUUAGUGAGCCAUUUUGCUUUAUUCCAUCAUAAUCUCAAGCCAAAAAAUAAUGAAUCUUUGGCUCCAUUUCAAAAUGAUGGAAAUUGUGGUUGAAUCAAUUGAAGAGUGAAAAAUGAGUUUAGUGACUCUUAAUUGUUUACAUUAGGGAGUAUUUUUUGAUGGGUAAAUAGAUGAGUGGGAGUCAGAGUGGGUUCCUCAUGGUCAAUCAGCAUCGGAGGCAUGCAUAGCACAAAAAGGUACGAACCUGAGUUUUUCCAAGAUAUUGUAAAUGGAGGUAAUGGCAUUGUAUCUUGGGGAGCUGUUGACUGCAAUAGGACCAAUGGUAAGAGUGAUGAACUUAUUGGAUUUGUUACCACAGAAGUUGUCUUUGCUAGAGGAAGCGAGUUAGAUGAUUUGGUCAAGUUUGAUCCAUCAAAGCCUGCUGAGACUGUAGUUUAUAUCUUAACGCUUGGAGUCUUAAAAUCUUAUAGAAAGCUUGGAAUAGCCACUUCUCUAAUCAGUUUGGUCAUUGAUUAUGCUACAAGCAUGCAAACUUGCAAAGCAGUUUAUCUUCAUGUGGUUUCCAACAAUACACCGGCUAUCUCGCUCUACAAGAAAAUGUCAUUUAAAUGUAUAAGAAGAUUGCGUUCUUUUUAUCCGACCGAAGCCGGUCAGCGGGACGCGUUCUUGUACAUAUACUACCUUAAUGGUGGCCGUGCUCCUCGCUCGCUCAUAGAGGUUGUUACCCUUUUGAUUAGUUAUGCAAAGGGUAUACUUCAGAAGUCCAUCACGGCCAUAUUGUGAAAAUGUGAGAAACAAGACUUCCAAUUUCUGAAUGCAAGGAAACAGAACAAACUAUUGAAAUCGUGUAAAGAAUGGAUGAGAAGUUAGAAGUAAUACAUUAACCGAUACUUGUAUUGUUAUGAGAGCUUUGCCUUUAGGGCAAGUCCUAGAUCAUUCGUUCUUCAAUUCUAAUACUAUUCAUCAUCUUCUCCAUUCUAAUUCUACUUGUAUUUCAUUCUAAGUCUACUUCAAUAAAAUAGGGAUACUUCUACAAUAAUAA